CUUUCCUUCCCCACCGAGACAAAAUGAGAUCACCGCCACCACCGUGCCCGCUCCCCAACCCGAACCCCAACUCCGAUGCAUCCCCUCCUCCGGCGUCGAUGACCCCGCGCGCCCCGCAUCUGCGGCACCACCCGCCGCACCUCCUCCUCGCCGAGGCCGUCGCCUCCUGGCACCCCUUCCACAAGAAGCCCUGCCUCUCCGACCGCUCCACCGCACCCGCAUCCUCGGCCCACCCCCCUGACGCGGAGACCCCGACGCCUGCCCCCUCGGGGGCCGGCAGCGGCGGAUCCUUCCGGUGGCUCGGGCUCCGCAAGCGCCGGCGCCGCGGCGCCGGCUCGCGGUCCGUGUCCGGCCGCAGCAGCGACCGCCGGAGAUCCGGCACGUGCUCCGACUUCCAUUUCACGUGCGGCGCCGGGGGCGGCGGCGCCACCGACUCCAGCGGUGAGAUGUGGGCGUCGGAUGUCGGCGAGGUGCGGAUGAGGGACGUGCUGAUGGCCACGGAGUUCGGCCCGGCGCCCGUUGGUGGCGCUGCUGCGGGGACUGGUGGGUCCGGCGCGGCUGCGGAGGCGGCGGCAGCCGAUUCUGGGUACGGGAGCGAACCUGGGUACCGUGGCGAUGUGGAGCUCGGAUACGGAGAUGAGAUCGACGAAGAGGAGGAGGAUGGGAGGCAGCAGCUGUUCUGGGGCGGGGUAAUUGGAGAUAUGAAUAAAAUGAGAAUUGGUGGAGACAAUAACUUCGGGGAGCAGAAGAGCCAUCACCGCUGCAGGCGCAAGAAGCAUGAUGUGAGGAUGUUGGAUUCCCUCAGGUGAAUCACAUAGUGCUGGUAAAUCAUCUAUGCAUAUGUUGUAGCUUUGCUUCACUAGCAGCGGUAGUUAUCAGAACAUAUCUCAUGCGUCUUUGUUGUGGCAAGUGUCCAUAGAGCAGGCAACUAGUCACUGGUAUUUUGUCCUUUCGGAUGUGUACAGUUGUUUGCUGACAGUCAGUAGUUCCCAAGUUUGUGGGCGAGAAUUUUGCCCUGAUGUUAUUUCGGAAGAGUUGUGUAUGCGCGAGACACAUUUUGAGUUGUCGUGUUAUGCUGGUGCUGCUGAUUUGACGUUCUUCGUUUUGAGUACUAA
Molecule: messenger RNA, 1115 nt
Organism: Setaria italica (foxtail millet)
Lineage: Eukaryota; Viridiplantae; Streptophyta; Magnoliopsida; Poales; Poaceae
Exons: 2
Coding region: 24-809 (261 amino acids)
Source: RefSeq, a predicted model, not a curated record